GUGUCUACAAAUAUAUCAGCAACAAAAGGAGGGCUAAGGACAAUCUCCAUCCUUUAUUGGAUGCACAUGGAAACAUAAUGACAACAGAUGAGGAAAAGGCUGAGGUCUUGAAUGCCUUUUUUGCCUUUACUAACAAGACCAGUUGUCCUCAGCCCCCUGAGCUGGAAGACAGGGAUUGGAAGUAGAUAUAUCAAUAUCUUUAUCAAUGACAAAGACCAUGAAAUCAUGUGCAACCUCAGCAAGUUUGCAGAUGAAGCUGAGUAGUGCAUUUGACACCACAAAACGACAGGAUGCCAUCCAGAGGGAUCUGGACAAACCCGAGAAGUGGGACAAUAAGAACCUCGUGUAGUUCAACAAGUUCAAGUGCAAGGUGCUGCACAUGAGCCAGGGCAAUCCCAGUCAUGAGUACAGACUGAACUGAACUCAUUUAGAGCAGCUCUGCAGAGAAGGCCUUGGGGGUUCUUAAGGAUGAAAGGUUGAACAUGAGCUGACAGUGUGCACUAGCAGCCCAGAAAGCCAACCACAUCCUAGGCUACAUCAAAAGAAAGGGGGCCAGCAGGUUGAGUGAGGUGAUUCUGCCCCUCUACACUGCUCUCGUGAGACCCCAGCUGGAGUGCUGCAUCCAUCUCUGGAGGCCCCAGCAGUGGAAGGACAUGGACCUGUUGGAUCAAAUUCAGAGGACGGCCACAAAGAUGAUCAGAGGGCUAGUGCACCUCUCCUAUAAGACAGGCUAAGAGAAUUGGGAUUGUUCAGUCUGAAGAAGAGUAGGCUUUAGGGUGACCUAAUUGCAGCUUUCCAGUACCUGAAGGGAGUCUACAAGAAAGCUGGAGAGGGACUUUUGACAAGGGCAUGUAGUGGUACAACAAGGAAGCAUGGCUUCAAGCUGAAGGAGGAUAGACUUAGAUUAGAUAUUAGAAAGAAAUUCUUUACUGUGAGGGUCGUGAGGCACUGCAAGAGGUUGCCCAGACAAGUUAUGGAUGCUCCCUCCUUGGAACUGUUCAAGACCAGACUGGAUGAAGCUCUAAGCAACUCAGUCUAGUGGAAGGUGUCCCUGCCCAUGGCAGGGGGUUGGAACUAUAGGAUCACAGAAUCAUUUAGGUUGGAAAAGACCUCUAAGAUCAUUAAGUCCAACCACUGACUGAUCACCUUGUCUAUUAGACCAAGUGCCAAACAGGUGUUUACCAUGAAGUGCUAUAUGCAGUUUUUCCUUGAACAGCUCCAGAGAUAGUGACUCCACCACCUCCCUGAACAGUCAAUUCCAAUGCUUAACAACCCUUUCUGGGAAGAAAGUCUUCCUGAUGUCCAGCCAAACCUUUUCUGGUGCAGCUUAGGACUGUGUCCUCUUGUCGUGUCACUAGUUGCCUGGGAGAAGAGACUGACCUUCACCCGGCUACAACCUCCUUUCAGGUAGUUGUAGAGAGUGGUAAGGUCACCCCUGAGCCUCCUUUUCUCCAGGCUAAACACCCUCAGCUCCUUCAGCUGCUCCUCACAGGACUCAGAACCUUCCGACCCAAACCAUUCUAUUAUUCUAUAAGGGGGAAGACUGGCAAGCUAUAGCCGCAAUGAAAACCAUAGUGGAGAAAAAUGAUUUUCUUUUAGCAUGGGCAGUGUCAAGCUAGCAGGGGAGGAAGCUGUCUUGUGUAGUGAUAAGCCAAACCUAUGGCUUGAAUUCCUUUGUUGCACAUGGACUUCUUAAAACCAGCGUGUUUGGAAUGAAUGGAGAAAAGAAACUGGUAUCUAGAAUAGAUGAAAUGGUUUAACGUGGGGUAGUUAUGAGGUCAAAGCACACUAUUUUGCAGGAAUGUUCCUUCCCAGUGCUCCAUUUGCCAGCAUAUGAACUUAGACUUUCCAUUUGCCUUGGCACCUGAGAUAAAAGGUGGAAGCAAAUAUUCAUGGAAUUCCUCUAUUGCAUUAUAAAAUAUAUACAAAAAAUACAAUGAAAAAUCUUCAUUAGAGAAGUAAUUUACAGCAUUUUAAAGGUGUUAGAAAGAUAUAAAAUUGUGCAUUUGUUUAGCUUUAGUAUUUUGUAAUGGAUACAUAUAUAGCUAGAUGAUCUUUUAAGGUCAUAUCUUUUUUGCAUGACAUCAAAGACAUGAUAACCUUUGUAGAAUAAUGAUCUGCUGCGUCUACUUGGAAAUACAACUGUGCUUUGCCAACUUUUUUCCUCAUUUCAUUCUAGGUUAGAGUGGUUGGUCUGUGCUUCACCCACAGGAAGGGAAAUAAACAACAAUCUGCAGCUUCAUAUCACUCAUUUACUUCUUCCAGUCAUUACUUUUAAUGAACUAUUUGUUUCUAAAUAAAGCAAUAAGGAUAAUUUUUUUGCUUAGUGCAAUAAUCAAGAAACUGGCUGACUGGGGAUGAACAAUUAAUUAUUCUUUUGAAAAAACCAACCAACCAACCAAAAAACCCAAAAACAAAACCCUAAAACCAAACCCUAGUGGACUAAGUCAAGUGUAACUUUUGUGAGGAGGCAAGGACAACUGAUCUGUUAACACAAGAGAAUAAAACACUUGGACCUAGUGACACCAGGGAUGGCAUCUCCAGCUCGUCAUUGAGAGGACAAAACUUUUUUGCAAGAGGAAAGAAAGAACUUGCGUGUCUGGGAAAUACAAUGAGUAUGAAGGAGUUUACCUGUUUAAAUCAGUAGAAGGAUUAAACUCAUAUAACUAUUACAAUUUUGAAAAAAUACUUGUGUAUAAUUUAUGGAAAUACCUGUAACAUUACGUAAUAAUUUUCUCGAAGUACAUACAUUUUUUAUUGAUUUCAUGAUAACUUUGAUGUGUUUAACUUUGAUACUUUUUCAAAAGUGAUACAUCUUCAUGGCCAUAUUGCAUCUAACACAAUAAUGCACUUCAGGCCAUUUUUCCAAAGUAAUAAACAUUCCCACUAAAUGAAAAGAUUUGGUUCCAUGUUACACAUUUUGUAUCCACUCUGAUUGCUGUUACUCGUUUUAGUUAAUACUGUCAUAGGUGAUAGGGGAUACAUUUUUCCUCACAUUGGCAGUACAUCCAGUCCAAGGUUGCUUAAGCAACAUCAGGGCAUCCAAAAAGUUUGCUUAUGAGAAUAACUGUGCUCAGCUUAAUUUGUGAGUUUUUAAAGCCUCCCAAAUACCUAUGUGCUGAACAUAAAGGGGGCCCUCAAAUAGUAUCAUCAAUUUGCUCAGAGUGACUACCAAAAUGGGAAUCAAGCCAACCAUAUAGCAAUGGGUGCAACAACAGGAAAAAAAUACUUUAGGAAUGAGGCCUACAGCCAUGAGAUAUGCCAUGGGAUAUCUGGUGAAGGGAUUUCCAAGAGAUAUGCUGCAUCCAGCUCCUCUGAUCUCUGAGAACCAGCUGGAAAGCUGGGGGAUUUAUUUUCUUACUCUCAAUUCAAGAAAUACAGAGCCAAGUCUCAGACUGAAAAACCAGUUUUUCUGACCUUUUCAUCCAGACACUGUCACCUACAGAGCAUUGCUUUUACCUUUACAUAUAUAUUCACAGGAGGCAGGGGAGGCGGCAAAACAGCAGUUUAAGAGUAGCUUGCAUCAAAAUAUAAUCAAAAACAGGAGCCAGAUUUCCCAAGGUACUGUGUUAGUUCUAACCUCCUCUAUUAUAUGGCUAGGGAAAGCAAAUGGCUGAAUUUUAACAUGCUUUUUGUCUUCUCUAUUCAUUCUUUUCCCAUUUAAUGCCAUAAUUCAGACCUGUACUCAACUGGGCUCGAUAUUAACUGUUGUUCAGUUACUCAUAUGGGAGGAAAAAGAAUAUUGUAUCUAAGUAUCUAACUUGUUCCCCUGUGAGUAUUUGUAUUUGCAUGGCACUUGCAGUCUCUAAGUGAGACCAAGGCCUCAUUUAAUUAGCAGUGUGCAUGUAUCAAAAACCACAAAGGUAUAUUAACACACAUUUUUAUACACAUACACACACACACAUACACACACACAUUUUAAUGAUAUGACAUCUGUCCUUUGAGUCUAAAUGGUCAAGAGAAAUAAAGAUGAGGAGAAAGAAAAUAUUUUCCCUGAAAGAAAACAGGUAGAGAAAGCUUAACUGAAUCUUGGAAGUAUAAAUUACGGUAAGGAGACAGGAUGGCAGUAGCAUUCAGCAGGUCCCUGUCCCAUCAUUGUGAGUGUUUCUUUAUUGCAACAUGUUCUACAACUGGUAGAAUAUUAAAAAAAAAAAUAUUUCUGAAACUCUUUAUUUCAAAUCCUUAUACUUCGUAUAGAAUUUUUGAGGGGAAGAGAAUAAUCUGACAUAUAUAUAACAUUCUAAUAUCCAGCUGAAAUAAAAAGGAAAGUGGCAAAAAAAAAAAGACUGUGAAGUCAUAAAGCAGAAAAUGAAAGUGUUCUCGAAAGCAUACACAAGGGGGAAAACCUUAAAAACCAAAAAAUGAUGAACGAAAACUUCUUCUACAGAAUAAUUAGAUUUCAAGACUUUGAAGAAACUGGAGCCUACAAAUGCCUUCAAAGUAUCCUAGCCCGUCUCAGAAUUUAUAGACAGGAAAGGAGGAAUAUUAGAGCCUGCUGUAUCAUGAAUGCUUUUGGCUUGAUACAAAUUGGCCUCAUACUGUUGUGCACCACCAUCAUCUGCAAUCAUCAGUGCAACCAUCUUCUAUUACAGCAAAGAAAAAUGAUUGAAAACAGCCUGCAACUUUUGGACAAAAUGGGCAAAAACUUUCCUCAACGAUGUCUAAGAGAGAAAACGUCCUUCAGAUUUCCUAAGCAGGUUCUACAGCCCAGACAGAAAGAGACUGUCAGAGUUGCCAUUGAAGAGAUCUUCCAACAUAUAUUCUAUAUCUUUAGCAAAAAUCUAACUCUAGCUGCUUGGGAUGGGACAGCUUUGGAUCAGUUCCAAAAUGGACUUUAUCAGCAAAUUGAGCAAUUGGAGGCAUGUGUAAUCAAAAAGCACACCCACUACUGUUGGAGUAAAGAAGUAAGCAGGCUGAAACUGAAAAAAUAUUUCCAAAAAAUAGAUUGUUUUCUUAAAGACAAACAACACAACCUGUGCUCCUGGGAGAUCAGCCGUGCAGAAAUGAGGAGAUGUCUCCAACUGAUUGAUAAAGUGACAAGGAAACUUAACAACUAAGGGUGUACAUACUUUCCUCGCUACCACUCAUCAAUGCAAGCCAAAGAAGCAAUAGGAGAGAUGGGUAUCAGGUAUGAAGCUCAAAUACCAGAAAUAAAACCAGCUAGCGACUUCACCACUCUCCAGAACAACAUAAAAGACCAAAGAAACAGACAGAAAUACUGGAGUAAUUUUUCAUUCUGGUGACACCCUGUCACAAACAUUACAGCCAAAUGUGUAUUUCUUGGGCUUUGUAACUAAUGGCACUUGAAAUGGCUGCCACCAUGGGACUGUUUCAAAUCUUAUUUCUGUUGCUUGUUUUUUGUACUUCUUCAAACCUGUACAAUAAAAGGACAUUCAGCCUA
Pseudopipra pipra is the source of this 5401-nucleotide messenger RNA. Its product is annotated as interferon alpha-2-like. The coding region runs from base 4362 to 5057 and encodes 231 amino acids. Gene Ontology annotation, molecular function: cytokine receptor binding. The record is from RefSeq and is a predicted model, not a curated record. Gene Ontology annotation, cellular component: extracellular region. The transcript has 2 exons. Gene Ontology annotation, biological process: defense response. Lineage: Eukaryota; Metazoa; Chordata; Aves; Passeriformes; Pipridae.